Molecule: messenger RNA, 1071 nt
Organism: Arabis nemorensis
Lineage: Eukaryota; Viridiplantae; Streptophyta; Magnoliopsida; Brassicales; Brassicaceae
Source: the annotation of a GenBank genome assembly
AUGGAAGAUGACGAGAAGCAGUGCCUUGGACUAGUUGUGCUAGUUGAAGGUAUUCUGAUAGGUGCUAGUUCGACGGAGAAGAUUCCAUACUCAUGCCUCAAAUAUGCUUUGGAUUUUGAUCAGUACUGCUGCCAACCGUGGGGUAGAGAUGCUUUCGAGAUCAUCUCUUCUUGCGUAUCAAAGAUGGGUCCAGAGACAUGGACCAAAGAACGGUACAACGUCAAAGGUUUCGUUCUCGUACUUUACCUAUGGGCGCUCAGCACAGUUCCUGUCUUUGGCGAAAAAUUCGCCAGCAAACGUGAAGGAUCAGAAGAUGCAGUUCCAUGGUGUUUAAGAUGGGAAAGCACUGAAGCCCCAAGAAUGACCGACAUUGUUCUUAUCGAGAAAAAGGGUCAAGUAAAAGUUCACGCGAUUGUUGGCGAUCCAGAAUAUUAUAAACAUUUGGUCUCAGAAACGCAUGAUGACGAUCUGCCAUUUAUGGACAUGGUUAACCUCAUUAUGAUGGGGAAAKUYAGSAUGAAGGCAUCAUURUGGAUGAAUGAGAAAAUAGAUAWWRCUMAGCUGUGWRAAGSGUUAGAGGACACUUAUCGACGGGCGACACAGAUGGUCUACGAGACGAUUCAAGAGGAGCCUAGCCAAACCAAUUUCAGUGGCAUGACAAAUGACCAGAAGCUCGACAUGAUCAUCGCUAUUCUUGUGAAAUUGGAGGAAAGAUUAAAAACGGUAGCGAAGGUCCCGGAAAUUGAAUAUCGCAAAAAAGAUGAACUAAGAGAGAGCGAUAAACUAGAGCAAGAGACCAAAGAAAAAGAGAGCCAAGAUAAAGAGGUCAACAAUGAUGAUGUUGAUAUCGACUUACCAAGCACGUUUGAAGAUUCGGUUCGGGAGCCGAAUACGCAAGACGCAAGUUAUGCUGCAGAUGACAAAGAAGACAAAGAAGAAAGAAAUAACAAUGAUGGUGAUGAUGUUUACGAUGCUCCGGAAGCACAAGAUAGACAACCAAACAAAAAUUCUAAAUCAGCUACUCCGCCUUUCUCCACUCCGAAUUUUAACUUUUGUACAAAAUGCUUAUAA